UAUAUGCUGGUAAACUUUACAGGAAUGGCCGCUUUCAUAGCGUGUUUGUGUAUCGUGUCGAAGUUUUAUAUUACGAUAUUUCCUUCCAAGUUCCAGCGAGGCAUAUGUUUGAGAACAAAAGAAAAUAAAUAAAUACUUAAGUUGUUUAUCGUGUAAAGAUAAUAAUAAGCCAACACGAGUCAUUCGUGUAACGAGCAGUCGCCGCGUUUACAGUAGCUAGUUUAAGAUCGCCGUUCUGCUCAACAGUUUUAUCAAGAUCAGCAGCAGCAGCAAGAGGACAUGGCUGCUUUAGUCGACAUCGGCGGCAACGGCUUCCUGCAGAAAAGGAACGCUAACAACGGCCAGGAGUCACAGCCGUCUCCACUGGCUUUGCUGGCAGCCACAUGCAGCCGGAUUGAAUCUCCAAACGAGAAUGCGCAGCAGCAGCAGCAGCAAGUCUCAUCCGAGCAACAGAUAGACCUGAGCACAGCACAGAUAACGCAAACGGCCAACGGCUGGCAGAUUAUCCCCGCUGCCUCUUCAGUAUCCAGCUCUGGAGCUGCCACCAUCACCACUGUCAGCCAAAGCGGCGGAGAUGCUGGCAAGACCCGGCAGGUGAUGACGGGCGGGCAGCAGUAUGUCCUGUCCUCAGCCCCUGGGAUCCAGGGCCAGCAGGUGUUGGCCAGCCUGACCAGCGUGAUGCCCAACAUUCAGUACCAGGUCAUCCCCCAGUUCCAGACAGUCGACGGGCAGCAGCUGCAGUUCGCGUCCCCGGCGCAGGGCAUCAACGUCCAGCAGGACGCCUCGGGGCAGUUCCAGUUGGUGUCGCAGGGCGGUGGCCAGCAGAUCAUCACCACCGGCCGGGGCGGGGGCAAUGCGGCCGGGCAGAACAUCAUCACCAUGCCCGGGGGUCUCCUCCAGCAGGCCGUGCCCUUGCAGAACCUGGGCAUCGGCAGCAACCUCCUGCAGAGCCCGGCCCAGUUCCUGGCCAACAUGCCCAUGGCGCUCAACGGGAACAUCACGCUGGUACCGGUCGCCAGUGCCGGAUCCGGGCAGACCGUGGCGGAGACCGGCGCGGUGACCACGGUACACCAGCAGCAGCAGCCGACCUCCAGUUCCGGAGGGGUGUAUUUCACUAGCUCUGGAUCCCUGGGCACCACCACCCAAGCCAGCAACAGCCUGGCCAGCUUCACCACCGUGGCAAGCGCUCAGCAGUCCACGCCUCAGCGUUCCGGCAGCGGCGGGACAGGAUUCCAGAAUGCGGGGACCGCCGGCACUGUUCACAUCCAGCCUUGCCCGCAAGACAACAGAGACUCUCAAUCUCAGCAGCAGCAGCAGCAGCAGCAGCAGCAGCAGCAGCAGCAGCAGCAAAUUCUGAUCCAGCCACAGCUGAUCCAAGGAGGUCUCCAGACCAUCCCGGCCGGCCAGGCUUUCGCCACCCAGACCAUCUCCCAGGACGCCCUGCAGGGACUCCAGAUCCAGACCCUGCCCAACACCGGCCCCAUCUUGCUGCGGACCGUGGGCCCCAAUGGCCAGGUGAGCUGGCAGACCCUGCAGAUGCCGAACACGGCCGGGACCCAGACGAUCACCCUGGCCCCCAUGCAGGCCCUGGGGCAGAGCUCCGGAGGCACAGUCACGCUCAACGCCUCGCAGCUCUCCGGCAUGCAGGGCCUGCAGACCAUCAACCUGAACACGCUGGGCAACGCCGGCAUCCAGAUGCACCAGCUCCAGGGCGUGCCCAUCACCAUCGCCAACACCGCAGGGGACCAGUCUCAGCUGGGUUUGCAGGGAGCGGGGGGAGACAGUCUGGAUGACAGCACAGCGAUGGAGGAGGGAGGGGAGAGCAGCCCGGGACAGCAGCCUGGGCAACGCAGACUACGCAGGGAGGCCUGCACUUGCCCCUACUGUAAGGACGGCGAGGGCAGGAGCAGCGAUCCGGGCAAGAAGAAACAGCACAUCUGCCACAUCCCGGGCUGCAUGAAGGUGUACGGGAAGACCUCUCACCUGCGGGCUCACCUGCGCUGGCACACGGGCGAGCGCCCCUUCGUCUGCUCCUGGCAGUUCUGCGGGAAGCGCUUCACCCGCUCGGACGAGCUGCAGAGACACAAGAGAACGCACACGGGUGAAAAGAAGUUCUCCUGCCCCGAGUGUCCCAAGCGCUUCAUGAGGAGCGAUCAUCUCUCCAAGCACAUCAAGACGCACCAGAACAAGAAAGGAACCGGGAACGGGGGAGGGGCCGCGGCGACUGGCGACUGCAGCCCUGCCCUCUCCAUCGCCAUCGAUGCAGGCUCCGCCCAGGAGGGGGGCGUGGCCUCAGACCAGCACGCACUCAUCACCAUGGAGACACUGUCUCCGGAGGGCAUCGCCCGCCUCGCCAGCAGCGGAAUCAACGUCAUGCAAGUUACGGACCUGCAUUCCAUUAACCUCAGUGGCAACGGGUACUGAGGACAGGGGAGAGGGGGUGGGGAGAGAGGGGCGCGCUCAGGCUGUACAUAGUUUUAAAGAGUAAAGACAGGAGGUGGUGGUGGUGGUGGUGGUGGAUGGGUUUAACCUGUUCUGGACUUGUUUUCCCUGUCUGUUCCCUGCAGCCCAAACCAAGCGCAGUGUCUCCCUGUAUCAGCAAUCUGUUUGGUACAGCCCUGUACUAAGCCACGACGCUGGUCCCUUUUUUAAAAAAAACACUUUUGUGAACCGCCUUUGAUCUGGCGUGAUGUGUAGACAGACUGCUCUGUGACGCGCCUUGGAGAUUUUUUUUUUUUUAAUAGAGAAUGGGAUUCAACGACCACAGCAACCCAAGACUUGAACACAAAUCCUCUCCUCUCUCUCUCUCUCUCUCUCUCUCUCUCUCUCUUUAUAAUUUUCUCUCUUUCUCACUCUCUCUAAAAAAAGAGACGACAGCAGGACAAGGACUCAGACUCAAGCCGUGACCAGAACAGCGAAAAUCCUGUUGAUCAGACAUUCUACAAAAUUAUUAUUUUUUAUCCUUUGUUGUUAUUUUUUUGUAUUGCUAUCAUUAUUAAAUAUAGGUACACUGAAAGCCAUCAAGCCUUGAUACACUAUACUAUCAAUGCAAACUAUUUUGUUCUUUUUUUUUUUAAUAAAUAUAGAAGAUUCAUAAUAUAGGAUGGUCAAUCAUACGAUCAUACGAAUGCCUUACUCUGUAUUUUUAUAUAUAUAGAUAUAUGUGUGUGUAUCAUACCUGAAAUUAUUAAACCUGUUUUAUUUUUUUUCCUCAUGCGACCAAGAUUAAGCUUAAUCACUAAGAUGAGAAUUAUCUGGAAAAAUACCCCGGUUUUAGUUUAAAAGUAUAAUUUGUAGAUUGAUUAUUUUUUUUUUGACUGCAUUGUGUGUCAUUUACAAACCUGUUUCUUUAAACAGACACAAACACACACAGAGAAGUAAACUGCAACUAUUGCAGUUGAGCAGUCCAGGAGCUGAAAAAAAAGACUCCCACUGCAGAGCUGUUUGAGCCAUUCCUGUUUUUACACGCAACGCGCUUAAACUGGGCUCCACUCAAUCUCGGCGUUGCCUGUUCUAGGUGUUCGAAUCACAGUAAAACCUGGAGUGUCUCAAACGGAAAUUUCUCGCAGUAAAACCUUGUGCAGUCUCGGACUGCGCUGCAGUGGGUAGAUGACCUCAUCGCUGCAUUGUGAGUUGAGGGAAUACCUGCUUUUAAAAAAGGAAGCAGUUCUGCUCUAGAUAAAGGCGUACGUUUUUGCUUAGUUUUUUUCCAAUCAGGUCUGUUUGAUUUUUUAUUUAUUUCCCUCUCCUGGUUGCUCGUUGUAUUUAUUCCUGGUUCAUCGAUGUACCUUCAGACACAUCAUUGUUGUCAGAACCCACGUUUUUUAUUCAUGCGUAUUGCAGGUUUUUUGAUAUGUAAUCCUUUAGAAAUGUUUUUUUUUUAAAAUUGCUAUUUUUGGAUGAGAAACUUUGUUUUGUAAGGAGAACUUAUAUUAAAUAAUUGUAACACUCUUAAAA
Acipenser ruthenus (sterlet) is the source of this 3957-nucleotide messenger RNA. RefSeq names its product transcription factor Sp1-like. NCBI's taxonomy places the organism in Eukaryota, Metazoa, Chordata, Actinopteri, Acipenseriformes, Acipenseridae. Gene Ontology annotation, biological process: regulation of transcription by RNA polymerase II. The record is from RefSeq and is a predicted model, not a curated record. The transcript is spliced from 6 exons. The coding region runs from base 280 to 2424 and encodes 714 amino acids. Gene Ontology annotation, molecular function: RNA polymerase II cis-regulatory region sequence-specific DNA binding; DNA-binding transcription factor activity, RNA polymerase II-specific.